CGCCAGCCUGGGGACUCCGGAUCCAGCCGCCCGGGCCGCAGCAUGGGGCGCUUCCGCGGGGGCCUGCGGUGCAUCAAGUACCUGCUGCUCGGCUUCAACCUGCUCUUCUGGCUGGCCGGGUCCGCAGUCAUUGCCUUUGGACUAUGGUUUCGGUUCGGAGGCACCAUGAAGGAUUUCUCAUCAGGAGACAAGUCCCCAGAGUAUUUCUACAUGGGGCUGUACGUGCUGGUCGGAGCCGGCGCCCUGAUGAUGGCUGUGGGCUUCUUCGGGUGCUGCGGAGCCAUGCGGGAGUCGCAGUGUGUGCUCGGAUCCUUUUUCACUUGCCUACUAGUGAUAUUUGCUGCUGAAGUAACCACUGGAGUGUUUGCUUUCAUAGGCAAGGGUGUGGCUAUACGACAUGUCCAGACCUUGUAUGAAGAGGCUUAUAAUGAUUACCUUAAAGACAAGGGAAUGGGAAAUGGGACUCUCAUCACCUUCCACUCAACAUUUCAGUGCUGUGGAAAAGAAAGUUCUGAACAAGUCCAGCCCACGUGCCCAAAGGAGCUUCCAGGACACAAGAAUUGCAUUGAUGAAAUUGAGACCGUAAUCAGUGUUAAGCUUCAGCUCAUCGGAAUGGUCGGUAUUGGAAUUGCAGGCCUCACGAUCUUCGGCAUGAUAUUCAGCAUGGUCCUCUGCUGUGCCAUACGAAAUUCACGAGAUGUGAUAUGAAGCUACUUCUACAUGAAAAUUGCUCUCUAGAGCUUUCAUGUAAAUGUCAUGAGCUGUUUCCUGGUGCAUUUUUAAGAUUCAAAGGACAUUAGGAUCUAAAAUAAUUUGCUGUUGAUUGUACAUUUGCACAUGUAUGUAUGCUUGGCUCAUUACUGAUUUACCCCUCGAGUGAAUGCCUGUGUACGUUGCCUGAGAGCACAUUCGUGUGUGAUCUGUGUGCUUCCGGCAUAUGCAUUAUACAGAAUGAAAUUGGUUUGCUGGGAAUUCCUGAUUCUUGUUAUACAGUGAGAGAAAUAACCUAUUUAACUCUCAGAAAAAUAUAAAAAUAACUUUGAGAAACUUUAAAAACUUGGCUAUUCAAAAAAAAAAAAGGUAAUGGAUUGGUUUCUCAGAGGCUAGCCGCAGAAAGUUAGG
This is a messenger RNA of Molossus molossus (Pallas's mastiff bat), 1122 nucleotides long. It is a transcript of the gene TSPAN2, whose product is annotated as tetraspanin 2. The record is from RefSeq and is a predicted model, not a curated record. Gene Ontology annotation, cellular component: membrane. NCBI's taxonomy places the organism in Eukaryota, Metazoa, Chordata, Mammalia, Chiroptera, Molossidae. Bases 43 to 708 code for a protein of 221 amino acids. The transcript has 8 exons.